GUGGAGAUGGCGCAGGCGACAACGCUGGGCUCGUCGCUCUGCUCCCACCCUCCUGCCAUCACACAUCGCAAGUACUGAGUUUUCUAGCUAUCUUCAGCAGCCCCAAAUGCAGCCACACACCGUCCUACACUUCUCUUCAGCAGGUUGGAUGCUGGAAGACAAGAGCUUCGAUCAAUGCAUAGAUGAGGCUAGCGCUCCACAGCUUCAGUACAUAUUGGUAGAACAGGACGCAUUUUCAACAGACGCGAAACCAGCGCCAGAGCUAAUGCAGUUCUUCCAAAUCCCUACUCAUCUCCUCACAACAGGAUAUCGACGCUCGAACGGGUUCUUCAGCUCUGCAGAGACUUUUGGUCCAGAUGGUCACCUUCAAUCUUGCUACACGUGGUUCCGUGUCUUGAUCAAGAUGGCCGCUCGAGAUGCCAGCUCAAGCUACACCUGGCACGAGAUGACUUUCUGUUCGCGGUGGACUUCGGAUCGUUGCGCUAUCUUGUGCACCGGUGCAUUCCCACUGUUCAGAGGGCUGCUACAAAACGCUCUUGCUCAACAGGGGAUGACGCUGCCGCCUUCGGAGCCCUACUCGCUGCACAUACCUCUCGUAGAGGCAGUCGUUGCUAUGCAGGACUCGUCUGUGUGGUCUGUGCGCGACAUUGUGCGCAGUGUUGAGAAGAAUCGUUCGCUUCCAGCCCGUGGAUCUCAAGGCUUUCUCAUGAUGCAUGAGGCUGCACGUCACGCCAUCCAUUCUUUUGAGACCCUCAGUGUGACAGUGGAAUCGGUGGAAGCUAUGCAGAAACAGAUUCUGUAUCUUGCCAGCAAGAGCAAGCCGGCAAGCGGAGCCGAAUCAGAAGCUUCGCUUCGUCUGUGUAAGCAUAUGGAGUUCCAAGCCAUGAUGCUCCGCAACUUGCUGCUGCGGUCGCAAUCGAACAAGGAGCGGCUGCAGAACGAGAUCGCUCUGGCAUACAACAUGAUUGCCCAGCGGGACAGCCAGGUCAUGACGCGGCUUGGGGAGGCAGCGAGGCUUGACAGUGGCGCCAUGAGGACGAUUGCAGUAGUGACGAUGGCUUUCUUACCUCCGACGUUCUUAUCAGCGAUCUUCAGCAUGAGCUUUUUCAACUACACGCCCGCUGAAGAUAGUACGGGAUGGUCAGUAUCUGGCAAGAUCUGGGUGUACUGGGCAUGUGCCGUACCGCUGACGUGUCUGACGCUGGCCAUCUGGCACUGGCGACAGCGACGAGUGGAAAGCUGAAGGGAGUACUACACUACUGGUUCUGACGGGAGAGCGGCAAUUGCAAGCUUAUGCAAGCGGGGCUAGGGUUGUGAGGUUCAGUGAUGUGGAGUUUUCGAUAGCAGCGGCAAAGUAUUUUGGUUACAUCCGCGCCUACAUCAGCAUGCUGGAGUUGCCUGCCUACCUGAA
Molecule: messenger RNA, 1411 nt
Organism: Macroventuria anomochaeta
Lineage: Eukaryota; Fungi; Ascomycota; Dothideomycetes; Pleosporales; Didymellaceae
Exons: 8
Coding region: 107-1243 (378 amino acids)
Source: RefSeq, a predicted model, not a curated record